Messenger RNA from Saccostrea echinata, 633 nucleotides. Its product is annotated as elongation factor 2-like. The transcript has 3 exons. Gene Ontology annotation, cellular component: ribonucleoprotein complex; cytosol. The annotation marks the transcript as partial. Lineage: Eukaryota; Metazoa; Mollusca; Bivalvia; Ostreida; Ostreidae. The record is from RefSeq and is a predicted model, not a curated record. Gene Ontology annotation, molecular function: translation elongation factor activity; ribosome binding; GTPase activity. Gene Ontology annotation, biological process: translational elongation.
GCCUGGUGUUUUGGUCCUGCCUCAUCUGGUCCCAAUAUGCUAGUUGACGUGACUAAGUCGUGUCAAUAUUUAAAUGAGGUCAAGGACACAGUCGCAGCCGGAUUCCAAUGGGCAACAGAAGAAGGUGUUCUCUGUGAAGAAUCCAUGCGAGGAGUGAAGUUUAAUUUGGAAGACCUUAGUGCGCAUUCUGACCCAGCCCACCGGAAGGGAGCACAAAUGAUUCCAUCAACUAGACGAUGUUUGUUUGCUUCUUUCCUGACAGCCCAGCCAAGAAUUCUAGAACCUGUUUAUCUGGUAGAUAUUGAGGUUCCGCCGUCAGUGAUGGGAGGAGUUUUCAAUGUGCUGUCAAAGCAACGUGGUCUCAUGAUCGAAGAACAACAGAAGAUUUGGUCUCCAAUGUACAGCAUAAAAGCCCAUCUACCUGUCAACGAAUCUUUAGGUUUCGCUGAGGAGUUGAGAGGACAAACAGGCGGACAAGCUUUCCCCCAAUGCGUCUUUGAUCAUUGGCAACUUCUAUCGGGUGACCCUCUGGAGCAGACGUCACGAGCCGGAACUGUCGUAGCCGACAUCAGACAGCGGAAAGGUCUCAAUCCCGUCAUACCCAAACUUGACAACUUCCUGGAUAAACUCUAA